CCUGAAUGUGAUGCUGGAGAACUUUGAACUUAUAUCCUCGCUGGGUUGCUGCUGUGGAGCAGAGAAUGAGGAGGCAGUGACUGAACAGAACUUUUUUGUGAGAGUUUCACAGGCAUGGAUUCCCCAGUUACCUUUGUCUUCCCAGCGGAGUCACCCCUGUGAGAGUUGUGGACUAGUCUUGGGAAAGAUUUUCCACUUGAUGGAGCUGCAGGGAACACAACAUGGACAGAUACUGUUGAGGUGUGGGGCAUGUGCAGAACAGUUUUACUUCAGUGUAAAUAUUCACCAAUGGCAUGUGACAGAGAAGACUUUCAUUAGAGGUGUGGACAGGAUCUCCCUUGCAAACAGCUGCAAUUUCAAUGGGUCCCAAAAUUGGUUCACAUGCGGGAAGGUUGGGCAGGGUGUUCUUACCGAAUCAGGACAGCUCCACCUAAAGGCUACUCAGACCAGGGACCAUCCAAAUGCUAUUUCGACACAUGGGAUGACAUUUCAAAGGCCAGAAAAUUAUUACGCCAGAAAAGAAUCUAAGAAAGACAUUACUUGUACCCACAGGUUUAUUCAGGAAAAGGAUGUCAAUGUUGGAAGUGGAUGUUUUGUGUGCUCUGAAUGUGGGAAAUAUUUUACCGAAUUUUCUAGCUUUUGUCCUCUACAGCAAGGUUACACUGGAGAAAGGCCUUAUCAGUGCAGUGAAUAUGGGAAAGCUUUUAGCAAUAGUAACAGCCUAGGUGAAUAUGAAGCUUUGCACACUGAAGAAAGGCAUUAUGAGUACAGUGAAUAUGGGAUAGCUUUUAGCAGUAUUAACAGCCUAGGUGAAUAUGAAGCUUUGCACACUGAAGAAAGGCCCUAUGAGCGCAGUGAAUGUGGAAAUCCUGUUACCAAUAGCCCUGCCCUCCAUUAUGAUCAGAGUGUUCUCACAGCAGAAAGGCCUUAUGAGUGCAAUGAGUGUGGGAAAUCUUUUACUAGUAGCAGUAACCUUCAUUGUCAUCAGCGCAUUCACACUGGAGAAAAGCCUUAUAAAUGUAGUGAAUGUGGAAUGUCUUUUUCAACUUUCAAUACUCGCAAAUAUCAUCAUUACAGAGUGCACUCUGCUGAAAGGCCUCAUCACUGCAGUGAAUGUGGGAAAUCUUUUAUCACUUUGUCUCACCUUCACAGUCAUCAGAGGGUUCACACAGGAGAAAAGCCUUAUAAAUGCAAUGAAUGUGGGAAAUCUUUUUCCCAGAUCGGUAACCUUCUUUCUCAUCAGAGCAUUCACACUGAAGAAAAGCCUUAUAUAUGUGGUGAAUGUGGGAAAGCUUACAACUCUUUCAUUAAACUUUGUCAUCAUCAAAGAGUGCACACUGGAGAAAGGCCUUUUCACUGCAGUGAAUGUGGGAAAUCUUAUACCAGGAAAAGUGCACUUUGUCAGCAUCGGAGAAUUCAUAGAGGAGAAAAGCCUCAUAAAUGCAGUGAAUGUGGGAUGACUUUCAUCCAAAGCGGAACUCUUCAAAUUCAUCAGAGAGUUCACACUGGAGAAAAGCCUUUUAAAUGCAGUGAAUGUGGCAAAUCUUUAACCAGUAAGUCUUACCUUCACAUUCAUCAGAGGGUUCACACAGGAGAAAAGCCUUAUAAAUGCAAUGAAUGUGGGAUAUCUUUUACCACUAAGUCUUACCUUCACACUCAUCAGAGAGUUCACACAGGAGAAAGGCCUUAUAAAUGCAGUGAAUGUGGGAAAUCUUUUACCAGGAGCUCUGACCAUCACCGUCAUCAGAGAAAUCAUGCAGGACAGAAGCCUUAUAAAUGCAGUGACUGUCGGAAAACUUUUACUGAAAACAAAGCUCUCCAAAAUCAUCAGAGUGUUCAUAGAGGAGAAAAGCCUUAUAAAUGCAGUGACUGUGGGAAAUCUUUUACCUGUAACAGUAAACUUUGUCGUCAUCAGAGAGUUCAUACAGGAGAAAAGCCUUAUAAAUGUAGUGAAUGUGGGAAAACUUUCAGUGAAAACAGAGCUCUCCAAAAUCAUCAGAGACUUCACACUGGAGAAAAGCGAUGUCCAUUGCCGUCAUCAGAGAAGUCAUACAAGACAGAAGCCUUAUAAAUGCAGUGACUGUGGGAAAUUUUAUACCAGUAGCACCAACCUUCACCGUCAUCAGAGAGUUCAUACAGGAGAAAAUCCUUAUAAAUGCAGUGAAUGCGGACAGUCUUUUACAAAUAACUCUCACCUUCAUUGUCAUCAGAGAGUUCACACAGGAGAUUGUCGUAAAGAGUGUAAUUAAUGUGAGAUAUCUCUCAGCCUAAUUUGUAAAUUUUCUUUUCACAAAAGAGUCCAAAUGUGAAAUAUUUCUCAGAUGUGUUGACAAUGUAGUUUCUUAGUUAGGACAUAACAGUUGUAUAAGAAAAUAUGUGAAGUCUCAUUAGUCUGAAAUUUAUCUCAUAUAUUGAAUCACGUACAUUGUGUAUCCUACCCGCAACUAUUUUAUCUGUUCUGUUUGCUUGUUUGCAUGUUGGAACCAUAUGUAUGUAUGUUGGACAUUUUAACAUAAAGAGCUGUCUUGCCAGGUGGAAAAAC
Myotis lucifugus (little brown bat) is the source of this 2542-nucleotide messenger RNA. RefSeq names its product zinc finger protein 345-like. The transcript has 2 exons. Bases 11 to 2071 code for a protein of 686 amino acids. The record is from RefSeq and is a predicted model, not a curated record. Lineage: Eukaryota; Metazoa; Chordata; Mammalia; Chiroptera; Vespertilionidae.